Messenger RNA from Torulaspora globosa, 1857 nucleotides. It is a transcript of the gene TPS1, whose product is annotated as alpha,alpha-trehalose-phosphate synthase (UDP-forming) TPS1. Gene Ontology annotation, biological process: trehalose biosynthetic process; cellular response to heat. The transcript has a single exon. Gene Ontology annotation, cellular component: alpha,alpha-trehalose-phosphate synthase complex (UDP-forming); cytosol. The record is from RefSeq and is a predicted model, not a curated record. The coding region runs from base 1 to 1857 and encodes 618 amino acids. NCBI's taxonomy places the organism in Eukaryota, Fungi, Ascomycota, Saccharomycetes, Saccharomycetales, Saccharomycetaceae. Gene Ontology annotation, molecular function: alpha,alpha-trehalose-phosphate synthase (UDP-forming) activity.
AUGGUAGAUCUCGACAAGGAACGACCUCUCCAGGAUGUUGGAAAGAAUUAUCUGCAAAAUUUUGAUGAAAACGGCCGGACAGAAAUUAUUGCUCGAAGAACCCUGAUGACUGGGCUUCUAGGUGGCAAGAGUCGAUCCAAUGCUGCCAGAUUCGCAAUUUUGGCUUUGCACUUACUGGAAAACUAUCGAAAACCGUCGCGUGGUGAAUGCGAAAAGGGGGAAGCAGGGGCCUGGUCGGUCGCAGCUAGGAAUUUUUGCGAGAAAGAAGAAGGGGGAAUUGCUCAAGCCGUAUAUAAGCGCCUGAGAGGAUCGAUUUCGGGUUCGAAGCCGUAUUUUGAGCUGGAAAAGGACGAUUACCAAGAGAUGGCUGAACUAGCGAAGGGAAAAGAAUUGCGCACGACCAACACCGAAUCUCACAGCGAUAAGCCUGCCCCCGGUAACAUCAUUGUGGUAUCGAACAGGUUGCCCGUGACCAUCAACAAGAACCAAAAAACUGGUGAAUAUGAGUACAAAAUGUCGUCCGGCGGGCUGGUGACAGCACUGCAAGGCUUGAAGAAAACUUCAACAUUCCAAUGGUACGGUUGGCCUGGUCUCGAAAUCCCAGAUGACGAGAAGGAGGGGGUGAGAAAAGAUCUGCUCGAAAAGUUCAAUGCUAUACCAAUCUUUUUGAGCGAUGAAAUCGCAGAUUUGCAUUACAAUGGGUUCAGCAAUUCUAUUUUAUGGCCUCUGUUCCACUACCACCCCGGUGAGAUCAACUUUGAUGAGAACGCAUGGCUAGCAUAUAAUGAGGCAAAUUUGACGUUUGCAGAGGAGAUCUUCAAAAACAUACACGACAAUGACGUCGUUUGGGUUCACGAUUACCAUUUGAUGCUAUUGCCCGAGAUGAUCAGGGAGAGGAUCUCUCAAACAAAACUGCAAAACAUCAAGCUUGGAUGGUUCUUGCACACCCCAUUCCCCUCAAGCGAAAUUUACAGAAUAUUACCGGUAAGACAAGAGAUCUUGAAAGGUGUCUUGAGCUGUAACCUCAUCGGGUUCCACACGUACGAUUACGCCAGGCAUUUCCUUUCUGCGGUACAGAGAAUCCUGAACGUGAAUACCUUACCGAAUGGUGUCGAAUAUCAGGGCAGGUUCGUGAACGUCGGGGCCUUUCCUAUCGGUAUCGAUGUCGAAACCUUCACAGAUGGUUUACGGAAGCCUGAGGUUAAGGAAAGGAUCAGCAAACUGAAAGAGACUUUCAAAGGAUGCAAGAUCAUUGUCGGGGUCGAUAGACUGGAUUACAUCAAAGGUGUCCCACAAAAGCUUCACGCCUUGGAAGUGUUUCUAAACGAACACCCUGAAUGGAUCGGUAAAGUAGUGCUCGUGCAGGUGGCCGUGCCAAGUCGUGGCGAUGUUGAAGAGUACCAGUAUCUGAGAUCAGUCGUCAACGAAUUGGUGGGCAGAAUAAACGGUCAGUUUGGUACUGUCGAGUUCGUUCCCAUCCAUUUCAUGCACAAGAGCGUCCCCUUCGAAGAACUGAUUUCUCUGUAUGCGGUGAGUGACGUCUGUCUAGUCUCCUCCACUCGUGACGGUAUGAACUUGGUCUCGUACGAAUACAUUGCAUGUCAAGAGGAGAAAAAGGGCUCUUUAAUAUUAAGUGAAUUUACCGGUGCUGCUCAGUCCCUGAACGGAGCAUUGAUAGUAAACCCCUGGAACACUGACGAACUCUCCGACGCCCUCAACGAAGCAUUGACGCUACCAGAGGAGAAGAGAGACGCGAACUGGGAAAAGCUGUACAAGUACAUUUCCAAGUACACCUCCGCCUUCUGGGGUGAAAACUUCGUCCACGAGCUGUUCAGCACCUCGGACAACGCCGAGUAG